Thamnophis sirtalis is the source of this 4846-nucleotide messenger RNA. Lineage: Eukaryota; Metazoa; Chordata; Lepidosauria; Squamata; Natricidae. The record is from RefSeq and is a predicted model, not a curated record.
AAUUAGAAAAGAAUACUUGUUAUUCACGAUGGAUAUAAAGACUGUUAGUUCUGACAUGACAUAGAGCCCUUCACCUCUUUUCAUGCGGAGCUGCCUGCACUUUUACAUUCAGACGUGUGGCCUUUCUUGUCCUCUGGAAUAACUGUUGUGAGAACUCUGGUUUAUGGAAGAUGCUGGAAGUGCUGGAGAAACUAAAUGGAUCCUAACAUCAUCAGGAGAAUGAAGGAACAUGCAGUGAUAAUGGUUUGGCUAUGGAUAAUGUGCCUUCUUGGCCUAGCAUCUUCUUUAGAAGAAAUCCUUUUGGAUACAACAGGAGAGACCUCUGAGAUUGGAUGGACCGCCCAUCCUCCUGAAGGGUGGGAUGAAGUGAGUGUCUUGGAUGACAGGAAGCAUCUGAUUCGAACAUUUGAAGUAUGCAAUGUGGCUGAGCCGGGACAGAAUAAUUGGCUGCGCACUCAUUUCAUAGAGCGUCGUGGAGCCCACAGAAUUCACAUACGCCUCCGCUUUUCUGUUCGUGACUGUGCCAGCAUGAGGACCGUGGCUUCUUCUUGCAAAGAGACUUUUACCCUUUACUAUCAUGAAUCGGAGACUGAUCUAGCCACUGCUGUGUAUCCGGAGUGGCACGAGGGCCCCUGGACCAAAGUGGAUACAAUUGCCGCUGAUGAGAGCUUCUCUCAGGUGGAUAGUUCUGGGAAGGUUGUAAAGAUGAACGUCAAGGUGCGAAGCUUUGGGCCAUUGACGAAGAGGGGUUUCUACUUGGCCUUUCAAGACUCUGGUGCCUGCAUGUCUCUGGUGGCUGUCCAGGUUUUCUUCUACAAAUGUCCUGCAGUGGUGAAGGGUUUUGCCUCUUUCCAAGAGACAUUUGCUGGAGGUGAAAGGACCUCUUUGGUGGAGGCACCAGGAACUUGUGUGGCUGAUGCUGAAGAAGCCAGCAGCACUGGCUCCUCUGGAGUGAAGUUGCAUUGCAAUGGGGAAGGCGAGUGGAUGGUGGCAAUUGGAAGAUGUGCCUGCCGUGCUGGCUAUGAGUCUAUGGACAGUGAGACAAACUGCAAAGCUUGUCCGAAAGGCACCUUCAAAGCAUCGGCUGGAGAUGCCCCUUGCAGUCCUUGCCCUACCCACAGUUAUGCUUCCAUCCCAGGCUCCAGUGAAUGUGCCUGCCAGACUCACUAUUACCGUGCUUCUUCAGAUAUCUCAGAUGCCCCCUGUACCAGCAUCCCAUCAGCUCCUCGGGAUCUCAGCUAUGAAAUUAUUGGAUCCAAUGUCCUCCUGACCUGGCGUCUCCCAAAGGAUCUGGGUGGUCGAAAGGAUGUUUUCUUCAAUGUUAUCUGUAAAGUGUGUCCGAAUGGCUCUCCAGGGCCUUGUGUCCGUUGUGGGGACAGUGUUCAGUUUGAACCCCGGCAGGUGGGGCUGACCGAAAGCCGGGUGCAAGUGUCCAACCUCCUUGCCCGUGUUCAGUAUACUUUUGAGAUUCAAGCAGUCAACCUUGUGACUGAACUGAGCCCAAAUUCUCCACAUUAUGCUGCCAUCAAUGUCAGCACCAGCCAGUCAGUCCCUUCUGCUGUCCCUAUGAUGCAUCAGGUGAGUCGCACCCCAAGCAGUAUCACUUUGUCCUGGCCACAGCCUGAUCAGCCAAAUGGAAUCAUCUUGGACUAUCAACUGCGCUAUUUUGACAAGUCAGAAGAUGAGGACACUUCAUUCACCUUAACCAGCGAAACUAAUAUGGCCACCAUCUCCAGUCUAAGCCCAGGGAAGAUCUAUGCUUUUCAAGUACGAGCCCGGACAGCAGUGGGUUAUGGGCCAUACAGUGGAAAGAUGUAUUUCCAGACUCUUGUAGGAGGUGAGCGCUCUGAGAUGGUGCAGGAUCGAUUGCCACUUAUUGUAGGCUCAGCAUUGGGUGGCUUGGCCUUCAUGGUAAUUGCUGCCAUUGCCAUCCUGGCCAUUGUCUUUAAAAGUAAGAGACGAGAAACUCCAUACACAGAUCGCCUGCAACAGUACAUAAGCACUCGGGGCCUUGGGGUCAAAUAUUACAUUGACCCUUCUACCUAUGAAGACCCCAAUGAAGCCAUUCGGGAAUUUGCCAAGGAAAUUGAUGUAUCAUUUGUCAAGAUAGAGGAAGUCAUUGGAUCAGCAAAAGGAGGGUCAGUUCAGCAUGUUGCAGCUGGUUGGCAUGCUGCGGGGCAUAGCAGCUGGAAUGCGUUAUCUCUCAGAUAUGAAUUAUGUUCACCGGGAUUUAGCUGCCCGUAAUAUCCUGGUCAACAGCAACUUGGUUUGCAAAGUGUCAGAUUUUGGCUUGUCAAGAUUCUUAGAAGAUGAUGCUUCAAACCCAACCUACACUGGGGCCUUGGGUGGCAAGAUUCCCAUUCGUUGGACAGCUCCAGAGGCUAUCCAGUACCGCAAAUUUACAUCCUCAAGUGAUGUCUGGAGCUAUGGCAUUGUAAUGUGGGAAGUCAUGUCCUACGGAGAGAGGCCCUACUGGGACAUGUCCAAUCAGGAUGUAAUCAAUGCUAUCGACCAGGAUUACCGUCUUCCACCACCUCCAGACUGCCCUACUGUUUUGCACCUGCUGAUGUUGGAUUGUUGGCAGAAAGAACGGGUCCAGAGGCCCAAAUUUGAGCAGAUAGUCAAUGCCCUGGACAAGAUGAUUCGCAAACCAUCCGCUCUCAAAGCAACUGGCACAGGAAAUAGCAGGCCGUCCCAACAUCUACUGAGCAACUCACCCCCAGACUUCCCUUCACUCUCCAAUGCCCACGAAUGGCUGGAUGCCAUUAAGAUGGGACGUUACAAGGAUAACUUUGACCAAGCUGGCCUGACUACAUUUGAUGUCAUCUCACGCAUGACUUUAGAAGAUAUCCAGCGUAUUGGCAUCAGCCUAGUUGGUCAUCAGAAGAAAAUCCUCAACAGCAUCCAACUCAUGCGGGUCCACCUCAAUCAGCUUGAACCUGUUGAGGUCUGACAAACUGAGCACAGUCCGUUCCCCUUAAAGCACCUGGAGAAUCAAAUGAACAUAUUUUUUUUGCUGUCGAAGAGAGACAGAGCAGUCCAUUUCAGGCAUGGAUGGGGACACAGGAAACAUUGCACUCCACUUCACAAACCAGAGAAAAUUUAUAGAGAUUCUUUGCUUGUUUUUCUUUAUUUUUUUAUUAUAACUUGAAACACUACAAAUCCUGUGUCAUUUAGAGAUGGGUGGUAUUGUAUAUUUGGGGUGGGGUGGGUUGAUAGAACACAGGGUAGAGCUGAAAACGUAGCUUUGGAAUUGGAAAUGCACUCACCGCCAUUUCAAUGCCAACGUACAUGGGAUUGAACCCAUAACAGAAACAGACACCUCAGAAGAUUAUACUUUGGACUAGCGGCCUGUAAACGGCAAGUUUUAAGCUGGAGCAAGCAAGGUUGAGUUAAAUAUAGUGUUGAAAGACUGAGUUGCCAAAAGAGACCCCUAGAAAGCUUUUGUCCAGCUAGUGGAAUUUGGUGCAGAGAAGAGCAGUGGCACCAUUUUUUUUUCUUUUAGGCAGUUUUGGUUAAACAAAGCAAGACAGUCUGAAUGCUGUCUCAUCAGGUAGUGUAUUUUGGAUGCUGUUCAAGUUGGCAGAGAUGGACAAAUCCAAACCAUGGGACAGAGUCUAAACCAAGGGUCUCAAACUUGUGGCCGAUGGGAGGACAACAACCACUCUCCAAAACAUUUUCUGUGUCCUGCAAAAAUCUAUGCUUUGUAGGUGCUGAAGACAUAGCCCAGCAAGGCCAGAGGCCUGAGCUCCAAGGAGAAGAACAGCCCGGCAGCAACUACUUCAGCCCGAUGACCUCACAAGGUCUCCUUGUGGGCCAAGUUGCAUAGAACAUGCUCAGAGUCUCUCUUGCCAGCAGUGCGGCCCUUCUGACACUCCUAGUUGCUCUCACAUUGCAUUGUGGAUGCUGUUUCUGAGUUGGUGCUAAAUUCUGCUGGUGGGAGCAGCAAGGAAGCAAAGCAUAGCCAGAAAAAGAGGUCAGGCCUGGUGGAGAAGGGAGAAGGCAGUUGAGAGAAGGGUUGUAGCUCUCUGCCCUGUUGCAAGUUCUGCCUGAUGGGCGUAGCGUGGGAAAGACAGAGGACAAGCAAGCAAGACCACAGGAGGGGAAAGGAGAGGAGAGGUGGUGGGGCAGGGUGAGACCAAAAGAAAAAUGUCUCCUUUCAGCAAGGAGAGAGAAGAAAAAAGGGAUUGGACAGCUCUUAAUGGGAUGGCUUUCCUACUUUAUUUCAUCCUAGGUAUGAUCAUGAAGAAAUAUUGCAUAUCAGCGCAGUAAUAAAAACCAAAUAUUGGUGUUCUAGUUAAUGAAAAAUGCUGCCAGCUAAGUAGCCAAAGUGAAAUAGCUGUUUUGCAGCACUGUUUUGCAAGUAGCUCUGUUUCACGGUACUUUUUAUAUUUAAUAAAUUUAUGUUUAACGGCGCAAUACUCUUCAUUUUUUACUUCCUAGAUACUUUUGAAUCACGGCAUGAGAAGGCUUGAAAGGGUGAGGCCCUCAAGCUAAUGAACCAAUCCCAUGCAGAACUCAUCUGAACUGAGCUUGAGCCCCUGGUCUAGAUGUACCGCAGUUCACUUGAAUGGGAUUUGCACUGGAUAAUAUUGUUGUGUAUUGGGCCCCAUAGUAAUUGGUAAGAGCUUGGUGGGGGCAUUUGGAGUUUUAGUCUUAGGACCCGAAGCAUUUUGGGCCACCCGUGGAUUGUGUUGAUCCUCUGAUAGGAUGUCAACAGCCUAGUUGAAGUAAGAGUAGGUAGCAGUACAGUAUGUCUGUCUCUAGGAAGAUGAAAAGUCCUUCUUUGCAAUGUUCAACUGGAUAUGGAGACCACAGAAACUGAAAUAAAACAUUUUACAAAAAA